This is a messenger RNA of Polistes canadensis, 1833 nucleotides long. RefSeq names its product endothelial lipase-like. The coding region runs from base 13 to 1080 and encodes 355 amino acids. Gene Ontology annotation, biological process: lipid metabolic process. Gene Ontology annotation, molecular function: lipase activity. The transcript has 4 exons. The record is from RefSeq and is a predicted model, not a curated record. NCBI's taxonomy places the organism in Eukaryota, Metazoa, Arthropoda, Insecta, Hymenoptera, Vespidae.
AAUACGGCAAUCAUGCAGUCGUACAUCCUGACUGGCUUUGCGUUCUUUUGCGUCGUUACUGGUCUUUCAAUACCAGAGAAUACUGGAAAUGAAGUUCAAUUUAAACCGGAGGAUAUACAACUUUUGAGCGAAUUACAUGUUUUCGAUGAUGAUCUUAAUUUGGUAUCCCUUGCAUCGAAAAUGUCUCUCGAGGACGAAGACGAAGAAUCGGAAGAAGAAACUUUAAAGGAUUUGCAUAAUCGCGUUUUUUUCUAUCUUUACACUAGGAAUAAUUAUAAACAUCCCGAUGGAAUUUCCAUUAACAAUCAGGAAUCACUGAAGAAAAGUGACAUCAAUUUCGAUAGACCAACUCGUAUAAUUACUCAUGGAUGGAUAAAUUCUCGUAAUAGCAGGGCAUGCACAUUGGUUCGAGAUGCAUAUUUAAAUCAUGACGAUUACAACAUUAUUGUAAUCGAUUGGAGCAAGAUCUCUGCUAGGGGAUAUGUCUGGGCUAGUAACCGUGUGAAGAUGGUUGGUCAAUAUGUCGCCACUAUGUUGGAUUUUCUUGAAAAAGAAGGUUUGAAUUUGUCAACGACUACUCUUAUUGGUCACUCUCUUGGAGCUCACGUAGUUGGCUUGGCUGCUUAUUAUGCAAAGAACACUGUUAAUAGUGUCAUUGGUUUGGACCCGGCACUACCAGGGUUCACUUCAGCUAAUCCAGGCUCUCGUAUCUCACAAAGUGAUGCUGAUUAUGUCGAGAUUAUUCACACAAAUGGAGGUUUACUUGGUUAUUUGAGGCCCAUUGGAGAUGCUGAUUUCUUUCCAAACGGGGGUAUGAGACAAGCAGGCUGCAUAAUUGACGUAAUUGGCGCAUGUUCGCAUUCACGUGCUUUUGAAUUUUUUGCCGAAUCAAUCAACAGCAAAAUAGGAUUUCAUGCGAAGGAAUGUGAUUCCUACUUUAACUACAAACUUGGAAUUUGUAACACAAAACUAUCGACGAUCAUGGGAGAACAUAAGAAAUUUUUGAAAACAAGAGGAAAGUUUUUCCUUGAUACUCGUUCGUCUCCACCAUACGCUAUAGGUGAAAUAUUCAAACCGUAAAAUUAUCAUCUUAUUACACGAUUGAAAUUUUUUAUCGACUCUUAAAUAAUAAGAACAUUUAAUUUAUUGAGAAAAAGUAGAAAGAAUGACACGAGGUUGUUCGAAAAAAAUUCAUUAUUCUAGUUGGCAGAAUAUCUAAUUCUACAUUAAAAGUAAUUAGGAUAGAUCGAAAAUAAGAAAAUAAGAUUUACCAAAGAAAAAGAAUAAUCUAAAAAAUGAUUUAUCGAAAUAUUUUAUAAUUUUUUGUUAAGAAAAAAUCGUGUAUGUUUAGGUCAAAUUGUUUUUCAGUGAUUAGUGCAUAUUUUUGCUUAUUGUCGAUGAUUAUAAUCCAUAUCGUGUUGUCGUGUUACCACGUCAUCUUGUUUAUAUGAUUUAUUUGCAUUAUUAAUUAUCUUCGGAGGAUAUAUCAAACGAAUGAGAGAUUUAUAACGUAACGUGAAGCUAACGAUUGAAAAAAAUGCAACUUCGAUAAGAAUUUUUUAAUUUAAUAGGUGUAUUUCCUAUGUGGUACGAUAAAAAUCUCUGUUUCUUAAUAAUUUAUUUAGUAGAAUACAUCUCGAUUAAUAUCAGUGAAAAUUGGAUACAAAUAUCGCACUGAUAUUCGUUUAUUUUGUGUUUUAUAAAUUUGUGAUAAAUCAAUGAUAAUGGAAAAUUCUUUGUUUCGCGUUACGAUUUAAUGUGACACUAGUUAAUAAGAUUCGUAUUUUGUAUAUAUAGGAGCAUCGUUGUACAAAUAAAAUUUAUAUUUUUUUU